Molecule: messenger RNA, 1262 nt
Organism: Prosopis cineraria
Lineage: Eukaryota; Viridiplantae; Streptophyta; Magnoliopsida; Fabales; Fabaceae
Product: probable aquaporin PIP-type 7a
Exons: 4
Coding region: 82-957 (291 amino acids)
Biological process (GO): transmembrane transport; response to water deprivation
Cellular component (GO): vacuole; plasma membrane; plasmodesma
Molecular function (GO): water channel activity
Source: RefSeq, a predicted model, not a curated record
CCACUCAUCACUAACUCUCAUCAUCGCUCUCUCUGUGUGUCUGUCACACCACCACCAGGAUCUUCGAGAAGCAGGGGAAAAAUGGAGGGGAAGGAGCAGGACGUUUCGUUGGGAGCGAACAAGUUCCCGGAGAGACAGCCCAUCGGGACGGCGGCACAGAGCCAGGACGAUGGGAAGGACUACCAGGAGCCACCGCCGGCGCCUCUGUUCGAGCCAUCCGAGCUCACGUCGUGGUCCUUCUACAGAGCCGGGAUCGCCGAGUUCGUCGCUACUUUCCUCUUCCUCUACAUCACCAUCUUGACUGUUAUGGGCGUCAGUCGUGCUGAUGCCAACUCCAAGUGCAAAACCGUGGGAAUUCAAGGAAUCGCCUGGGCUUUCGGUGGCAUGAUCUUCGCACUCGUGUACUGCACAGCAGGAAUUUCAGGUGGUCACAUAAACCCAGCCGUGACGUUCGGGUUGUUCUUGGCAAGGAAGUUAUCGUUGACAAGGGCACUGUUCUACAUGGUGAUGCAGUGCCUUGGUGCGAUUUGCGGUGCGGGUGUGGUGAAGGGUUUUGAGGGAAAGAAACUAUACGGGACCUUAGGGGGCGGUGUCAACUUUGUGCACGACGGUUAUACCAAAGGAGAUGGCCUCGGUGCUGAGAUUGUUGGCACCUUCAUUCUGGUCUACACCGUCUUCUCAGCUACUGAUGCCAAGCGUAGCGCUCGAGACUCUCACGUCCCCAUUUUGGCACCGUUGCCAAUUGGGUUCGCUGUGUUUUUGGUUCACUUGGCCACCAUCCCCAUCACCGGUACCGGUAUCAACCCGGCUCGAAGUCUCGGAGCCGCCAUCAUCUUCAACAAACACGAAGGCUGGCAUGAACACUGGAUCUUCUGGGUGGGACCAUUCAUCGGAGCAGCGCUGGCAGCUCUGUACCACGUCGUGGUGAUCAGAGCAAUUCCAUUCAAGUCCAAGUGAGGGAUGGGAUUGAAUUAAAUUAAAUGGAGCCGAGUUUGUGGGUUGUGGUGGAUGUUUUUAUGAGCGAAAUUUCAGUGUCCCCUUCUUAUCUUAUUUGCUGAAAUAUGUAAAGAAUGUAUUUAAUGUUUUAUUGCUGCUACUAGUAGGGACUGCAUGUUCCGUGAAGGGCCAGUUUUCCUCUGCUUUUAGAAGUUGGAAGAGGGCUCAACCCCCUGCGUGUGGGCCUCUGUGUAUCGCUGUGAUUGUGUAUCUGUCAAAUUAUCAAAUAAAAAAAAAGAAAAAGAAAAAAUAUGUUGUCUUCUUCA